AUUGUAUUAGGACCAUAUGUCAGCAUAAAUAGUGGAAAUCAAUCAAGACUAAGUUGGAAUCUUCGAUAGUUCGAGUUACGCUUGGCGAAGUUGACGAAGAGGCCCAGCCAUAAGUCAGGCAGUAGCGAGACGUUUUUAGCCCGGUGGCGAGUGCCAACUGCCAAGUAGUAGCGGGCGACUCGUUUCGGAUCGUAAUCGCUAGUCGGUCGAGAGCGGCCAGCCCUGAUACGUUGUCAGUACACCUACAUCGAGAUGAACUGUUUGCGGCUGGUUUGGUUGAAGGACGCCCUCUCUCAACGGAGGCCGAGUGCCGUCUUACCACGGCUGUUCAACCUCGACCAUCACGGAAGGAACAUGUCGUCCGCCAAGACCCUUACCCUCGACAACCUCAACCCAUGCAUCAAAGUGAUGGAAUAUGCUGUCCGAGGGCCCCUCGUCAUAAGGGCAUCGGAAAUAGAAAAAGAACUGAAGCAGGGUAUAAAAAAGCCAUUUACUGAAGUAAUGAAAGCAAAUAUCGGGGAUUGCCAUGCGAUGGGUCAGGUGCCGAUCACAUUUAUCAGGCAGGUGUUAGCCCUGGUUAGCUACCCAGCGCUUAUCAAUGACAGCAGGUUCCCCGAAGAUGUAAAAUGUAGAGCCAAAGACAUUCUGAAAGGCUGUCGUGGAGGAAGUGUAGGGUCUUACACGGAUUCACCGGGUAUUGAAAUGAUAAGAAAGCACGUCGCUGAAUAUAUUGAAAGACGAGAUAAUCAACCGAGCAGCUGGGAAAAUGUAUUUCUUAGCGCGGGUGCUUCUAGCGCCAUCAAGUCUGUAUUGAGCCUUCUCAAAUACAAUCAUGAAGGUAAAAGACCGGGAGUUAUGAUCCCGAUCCCACAGUACCCUCUUUACUCAGCUUCUUUGGCAGAGUUCGACAUGGAACAGAUAGGCUACUACCUUGAUGAGGAUAAAAACUGGGCCUUGGAAGUCAAAGAGCUCGAAAGGGCGGUGUCGGAGGCGAGAAAGGUCUGCUUCCCGAGGGCGAUCGUCGUCAUCAACCCCGGCAACCCGACAGGGCAAGUACUAACCAGGCAGAACAUAGAAGAGAUUAUUAAAUUCGCAAAAAAAGAAAACCUUUUUAUCUUUGCAGACGAGGUUUAUCAGGAUAAUAUCUAUGACCCUGAGAGUGAAUUCCAUUCUUUCAAGAAAGUACUGAUGGAAAUGAAAGACCCUUACGACAAAAUGGAGUUGGCGUCAUUCAUGUCCUGUUCUAAAGGAUAUAUGGGAGAGUGUGGAUUACGAGGGGGUUAUAGCGAGGUGGUGAACUUAGAUCCAGCAGUGAGAGCGAUGUUCCUUAAAUCGAUCUCUGUAAUGCUGUGCCCCACCGUACUCGGACAGGCUGUGAUGGAUUGCAUCGUAAACCCACCGAGGUGCAGCGAGCCUUCAUAUGAAAUGUUUAUGAAGGAGAAAGAGGACGUGCUUUGCUCAUUGAAAGACAGGGCGAAGAUGGUUCAAGAGACGUUCAACAGUAUAGAAGGCUUUUCUUGUAACACUGUCCAGGGCUCCAUGUACGCUUUCCCACAGAUGAAAUUGCCUUCCAAGGCGAUAGCAAAAGCUAAAGAAAAGAAACAGUGUCCUUCUGUGAUGUAUGCGUUUGAGCUGUUGGAAAGCACCGGGAUUUGCAUCGUGCCCGGUGCUGGUUUCGGACAAAAGCCUGGCACGUAUCAUUUCCGGACGACGAUUCUCCCACAACCUGAAAAGUUGAAAGUAAUGUUGGACACAUUUAAAAAGUUCCAUAUGAAGUUUUUGAAAGAUUAUUCUUAGUCAAUUUUAUUAGGUCAGUCUUCAAUUAAUUAUUUUAAAAAAUCUAAGUGUUAAAUAUGUGCACUUAAAAUUUUGAAUAUAUAUGAAAAAAUAUAUUAAACACUUUUUGAAGUA
Cimex lectularius (bed bug) is the source of this 1911-nucleotide messenger RNA. RefSeq names its product alanine aminotransferase 1. Gene Ontology annotation, biological process: biosynthetic process. The record is from RefSeq and is a predicted model, not a curated record. Bases 253 to 1797 code for a protein of 514 amino acids. Gene Ontology annotation, molecular function: L-alanine:2-oxoglutarate transaminase activity; pyridoxal phosphate binding. Lineage: Eukaryota; Metazoa; Arthropoda; Insecta; Hemiptera; Cimicidae. The transcript has 9 exons.